CGCACCAAACAUCCACGUAGCUCCAGACAAGGAAACACGAGCUCGGUUACUGCGAUCUGCUUGUUUACCGUGGGCUUAUUGAACGUUACAGCUCAUCAAUAUCCUGGUCAUCAGUUUGUAUGGUAUCUUGGCCCUUGAUGGCAGCAGCUCUAGUGUCCAGAUUACAUGGAAACAGUGGAGUAUUUGGAGGAAAAAGGCAUGGUGUGUGUAUGGGUGUGUGUGUGUGUGUGUGUGUGUGUGUAUGUGUGUGUGUGUGUGUGUUUAGCUUCAUGGUUGGGUUUAAUGGUCAGUCUGUCCUAAAAGCAGCGGGAGUGUGUGUGGGCUGUGGGGGCGUCUUGAUGCUCUCAGACAGGAUGUAGGGGAGGAUCUAUUGGAGCAGGAUUACCCGACCAUUUUUGGCAGCAUACGAUUACACAGACUACAGCUCGCCCCCUCCCUCCCCCUGAGGAUCCAUUUAUGCAGCUCCUGCUGAGCAACCUAUGAAUGCCAAUUAUAAAUGUGGAGAACAGAUAACCGUAAGGUGCGGUGUCUGCCUGCAUUUGUCUGAGAGAACGAAGAGAGGGAGCAGCACAAAUACCGCACAGCCAGACAUCAUGCAAGGAGAAACCUCCCCUCGCUGCAGAGUGCUGAAAUGUUAGGACUGAAGAGCGAGCGUGUCAGAUCAAAUCAGCAGACUGUUUACAUUAGGGGGGGCGAUAAGAGCUGCUUGACACUAGACUCACUAACACCCCGUGUGUGGUUUAAGGCCCCUUUCAAUCACACGCAGGAAAAUCGAGAAAAGACGCGUUAACUCAUCUUUCAUCAGCAGUUUUCUUCCAGUCAGAUUCAGCAAUCCAGAAACGAGCCGAGAUGGAGUGGUCACUAGAGAGUGUGAGGGAGAUGGUGGCUGGAGGGAUGCAGUCUAUAAGAGAGUGUGAGAUCUGUGCGUUUGCAAUAGCCAUGUGUGUGCUGCUGCUGUUUAUGUGGUAUUGUUACAGGGUGGGCCGGGAGCAUGGUUCCAGCCCCUUGCGUGGGAGGUAUCUGGCUGGCCCUGGCCGGAUUGGAGGGGUGGUGGGGGGCUUCAUGAGUUCAGACUGCCGUGGCAGGGGGAAAGGGAAACAUGGGUCAUUGUUAGAAGAGCAGAACGGCUUUGCUUUCUGCCAGUCGUCAGAGUGUUUCCGCUGUACCAGCGCUGGAGAGAGUCUGAACCAGAGGCUUUAUCACAGCCUGCAGGAUUACGCCAAGCGCUACACCUGGUCAGGUAUGGGCAGGGUGCAUAAAGGAGUCCGUGAUCAAGGCCGUUACCUUAACAGCCGACCAACCAUCCAGCGGCCAGAGGUCUUCUUUCUCCCCGACCUACCGUCAGCCCCUUUCUUCUCCAGGGAGGUACAGAGACACGACGUGGAGCUGCUGGAGCAGAGCUUCCCUGCCCUUCUGGCUGAGUUUGAGAGCAUCUACCACCAACCUCCGGCCCGCAGCGGGUCCUCCCUCCCACCAGGGUGGAAAGCCAACAGCACCCCUCGUGGGCAAUGGUGGACCUACUACCUGGUCAACCAAGGCACCCCUCUGGUUCUUAAUGUCAGGAGAUGUCCGCGGGCAUGGAGGGUGCUGGGACAGCUGCGCACCUUCAUUGCCAACAACGUGUUCGGCAACGCCUGCUUCUCUGUGCUGACGCCCGGAGCUCUGAUCACUGAGCAUUACGGUCCAACGAAUGUCAGACUGCGCUGCCACCUGGGUCUCAGAGUGCCCCCUUCCUGUGAGCUUGUAGUUGGUGGAGAGCCACAGUGCUGGUCCGAGGGUAGCUGUCUGCUUUUCGACGACUCCUUCCUCCACAGGGCCUUUCACGAGGGCAACGCAGAGGAUGGCCCCAGAGUGGUCUUCAUGGUGGACCUCUGGCACCCCAACGUGGCUGCUGCUGAGAGACAAGCCUUGGACUACAUUUUUACUCCAGGCCGUUUAGAGGACAAAGAAGGGAAAUAGGUAUGAGUGAAAAACCAUGUCCUAGUGAGAGACAGAUGGCCUUUAGGACAGUGUCUGUAGGAUUGGGGAGCAACUCUUUUUCUGCCUCCAGACCAGCUCUCACAUUCACUGUGUACAUAUUCUCCGGCUCAUACACUAUCUCUCAUAACUCUCCUUAGCAGAUGACUAAACAUUGGGCCUCUUUUAUCCAUCAUGUUUCUGUUUUUGCCUGUGUAGUAAAAGACAACCACACCUGAUCGUACUUACAUUUUUCAAAACUUAGUAGGUGCACGAUUGUUCCUGCAUCCAUUUUAUUAGUGUCUAUUAUUACCACAGCAGUGACAUUUUAGGUUAUUUGUUGUUGUUAAUUUAUUUUAAAUCAUUGAAUGUUCUUUGAAUUUCCACAUAAAUGAAUAAUUUGACUGAACACUAAAACCUUUGUCCAGCAGCAAAUUUCACAUUCCCAUUUCCCUCUAAACUUGGGCCAGUUCUGGAACAAAUUUAUUUCUGAGAUUCUAAGUACAGUUUAUAUCAGUUUUAUUUUGGUUGUGGCUUAAAACAGCUGAAUAGUUUUCUAAUAGAGAGCAGAGUGCGCCACAGAUAUGAUAAAUGAUUCUUGGCGAGCCCAACAAUCUUUCUGUUAUGCUUCACAGCAUAAAUAGCUCUGUAGGCCAAACCAUUCUAAUAGCUAUACAUGAACCGGAGUCACUGAGUAAAGCAUUUAUGGGCCCCAAACUCUUCCCAGGCAUUAGGAUAGACACAACACAACAACACAUUACUUUACACUUAACAUCUAACACCUAUUACUAAUUCUUUUACACUUACUGUAACACCUACAUACAUUUCCGCAAGGGCUAAGAAAUUUGAUCAUUCAACUUUUUUAUAUGACUCAACAUGUCCAGUCCCCCCGUCAAAUUAAAAUUUCGAUUCUAACCAAGACACGACUGUCAGUGGGUUUACACAUUUGUGCGACGGACUUUCGACUGUUUGAAUUUCGAUGAAUGACUGGACAGUGAUUGUAACAUCCGUUAGCAUCCGAAGAAAUGCUGAAGCUGAAGGAACCGCUGCUAGAGCACAGGUUGACACAUUAAGCCAAAGUCAGUGACAGAAAGAUUAGUUACAGGUUGCACAGUUGGGAUUUUAGGACAUUCUAACUAAACUGGCAUUUGUUUAUGGAUAAAUAAACUAAUUGCAUUGCAGAUAGUGCUACUGUAUGUUGUCAGUGUUGUAAUAUUUACAAUGAAAUGUUCUUGUGUUUAUUGUUAUGCAGGCAUACAGAUUCAUCCAUACGUGGUGUGAUAACUGAGGUCCAAUGUCAGUCAUGACGUGAAUGUUUACAGACACAGCUCAAGUCUCUGUCACGACUCCUGCCGGUGUAGUAGUUUAUUUGUGCUCCCCUUUGAAAAUCAGUCGCUUUCUCAAGACAUGGUUAGAGAAGCACAUUUUUAAGUCAAAUUGUGUGAGUCAGCCUGUGCUGUAAACCUGGAGAUGAAGUGUUUUUGGUAAAUUUACUAAACUCUUGUAAUUUGGUUGUAUUUGAUAUCAGGUUUGUAUUUCUGUAAAUAGGGUUAAGGUUAAAAAAAAAACUGAACAGUCUGAGAUGUUUUGAAAUGAUUGUCUUAAAUGCUAUUAACUAUUGUGUUGUCUUGAUUUACAGCUAAAGUGAUUGCAUUUCAUUCUCCGUUCUCAAAAAGCCAACCACCACAUCAUUUUGAUAGAUUAAAUUUGUAGAUUCUGUAAAAUGUUUAUGAAGUAUUAUCUCUGUUGUUCUGUGAUGUUUUUAUUUCAUCACUCUGUAAGUUUUGCAGCGCCACAUGGUAUCCAUUAUUAAAGCCACAAUCCUUAACUCCUC
Toxotes jaculatrix (banded archerfish) is the source of this 3790-nucleotide messenger RNA. RefSeq names its product aspartate beta-hydroxylase domain containing 2 (gene asphd2). The record is from RefSeq and is a predicted model, not a curated record. NCBI's taxonomy places the organism in Eukaryota, Metazoa, Chordata, Actinopteri, Toxotidae. Bases 850 to 1959 code for a protein of 369 amino acids. The transcript is spliced from 5 exons.